Molecule: messenger RNA, 1553 nt
Organism: Aspergillus versicolor CBS 583.65
Lineage: Eukaryota; Fungi; Ascomycota; Eurotiomycetes; Eurotiales; Aspergillaceae
Exons: 1
Coding region: 99-1076 (325 amino acids)
Biological process (GO): L-arabinose metabolic process
Molecular function (GO): alpha-L-arabinofuranosidase activity
Source: RefSeq, a predicted model, not a curated record
AGUAUAUAAACCCGAUGAGCUUCUGUUGAUGCCCAGCCUAUAAUAAUCUUUUCAUGCAUUGACUAUCUGUCCUUAAUAUCGCCAUGAGUCUCUCCAAGAUGAAGUCAUCUUUUCUGCCAUCUGCAGCCCUGCUGCUUCUCUCAAUUCCAGGUGCCCUGGCACAGUGCAGCCUCCCAUCAACCUACAGCUGGACAUCAACUGAUGCUCUGGCCGAACCUGCAGCUGGACAGGUAGCUCUGAAGGAUUUCACCCAGGUUACCUCUAACGGCCAGCACAUUGUAUAUGCAUCUACUGCCGACGAAAGUGGCAACUACGGAUCAAUGGUCUUUAGCCCAUUCUCGGACUGGCCUGAAAUGGCCUCUGCAAGUCAGAAUGCGAUGGAUUUCGCCGCUGUCGCCCCAACCCUCUUCUACUUCUCGCCAAAGGACGUUUGGAUACUGGCCUACCAGUGGGGUUCGACUGCAUUCAGCUACCGCACAUCCAGCGAUCCCACAGAUGCCAAUGGGUGGUCGUCGGAAGAACCCCUCUUCUCUGGAACCAUCACCGGCUCUGAUACUGGAGCAAUCGACCAAACCGUGAUUGGAGAUGAUACAAACAUGUAUCUAUUCUUCGCAGGCGACAAUGGCAAAAUCUACCGCGCCAGCAUGCCCAUUGACAACUUCCCCGGCGACUUCGGCACCGAUUUCGAGGAGAUCAUGAGUGAUACUACCAAUAACCUCUUCGAAGCAGUCCAGGUUUACACCGUCGACGGCCAGAACCAGUACCUGAUGAUCGUGGAGGCAAUUGGGUCUGGGGGACGCUAUUUCCGCUCGUUCGUGGCUGAUAGUCUCGAUGGCGAGUGGACGUCCCAGGACUCGACUGAGAGCCAGCCCUUUGCUGGAAAGGCUAACAGCGGUGCUACCUGGACGAAUGAUAUUAGCCACGGCGAUCUGAUUCGCAGCAGCCCUGAUCAGACGAACCUGGUUGAUCCGUGCAACCUGCAACUCCUCUACCAGGGCCAAGAUCCAAGCGGUGCUGGUGGAGGGGAUUACAACACCCAACCCUGGAGGCCGGGUGUGUUGACGCUGAACGUAUAAGUGUAUUUAGUGUACAAUGAGAAGAGAAUCGGCAAGACCUUGAUUUGAAUGCGAAUGACGAUUUGGCAAGGUGGAUCUAAAAGUGCAGUCACAAACUCAUCGCCCAGAGUCUUCAUAUACAUAUCAUAGAGAUAUUUGUUCAUCUACCUCUUACGGUACCAUAUGGAGUGUUUCUUUCGUGAGCUCUGAUGGUUAACGAGAUGUUUAUUUUAGUUAUUUACUUGCAGCAUAAAAACAACCAUCAAUAAGCACAACUCGUCUUUAUUCACUCCUCAACUGCCUCCAUAGUGAAACUCGACACCUUCACACUCCCACCAAGAGACUCCGUUGCAAAGUUGAAGAUGCCAUACCGGUAGCCCAUAAAGAACUCCCACUCCGUAUUCAUGACAAAUGGCUCACCGAUAUCCGAGAACGUAGAGCCAUCAGUCGAGUACGAAAACUGCACAGUCUUGUCGGACGAAGGCCUGAAAUUCCCCC